GCCGCCGCCACCACCACCACCGUCGCCGCGCGCCUGACGUCACCGUCCGAAGAUGGCGGAGGAGAGACGGACCAGACGACGACUUCUCCACGGUCUGCGGCGCUGCGGUUAAAUUUCAACGGGGAAACCCCGCCAAAAAGGCAGUCCGACAUAACGGAGCACCGCCUCCACCCGCAGCUACAAACAACAAGCAGCAGUAACAACAACUCCAACACCAAAAGGAAACACAAACAAAACAGCAAAGCACACCUGGGGGCGCCGUACAGCAAUUGCCCAUUUAUUAUGAACGGUCUGAACAAUGAACGUUUCUUGAGUGUUUGAAACUAAGCCGUCCUCUGAUUUCUCGUGUUUUCGGUAUCUGCGCGUCGCAUCUCUUCGUCGCAUUCAUCCCUCCAGAACAAAAUGCCUGUACUGUCUCCACACCGCAGCGGCUCAUCAGGAUCGUACCGGUCGAUGUACGGAUCCUCCACGUUGGACAGACCAUUCUACGGAAGUGCGGGGACGUAUACACCGAGGAUAAGUUCGUACAGUGAGAGGUACACGUCGAGGAGUUACACGGAUUCGGACGGAAGGAGGAUAUUCUCGAGGACUGGAAGCAUAACCGAGGAUGGCGUGACGACUAGGUUCAGAGAGGAGUCGCGCGAGGGGAGCGUGAGGAGAGAUUCAAGAGAUUCCGGUAUAAGUUCUUUGCGCGAGCCAUCGCUCCUGGAUAGGAGAGAGCCUUCGUUGUCGAGAGAAGGAAGCAGCAGCAGGCUGUCGGCAAUAAACGUUGUGGAAUCUGUGGCCGACAUCCGCAACAAGUACUCACCUGCAAACUACGUUCCGGCUAUCCACAGGAAUCGAGGAGAGUCGAGCAACAACAUCUCUCGCUCGAAGACGCUGAACGACAUCGGUCUGCCGCCGAUAGAGGCGAAGACCUCAUCAUCAUCAUCAUCAAACUCCACCUCCUCCGCGACCAAGAAGAAGGACAUUGCGAGCACAUCACCCAGCAGGCUCAACCAUCGCGCCGGCCAAAAUUCGACUUCGAUCGGUAGUUCGGUUACCAAUAAUGGGACGAGUGCAUCCGGAACAAACUCGCAGAGGAAUUCAAGCGAAAGGGAGUCCGUUUACGGUGGCAGAACCCGCAGCGACAUCAUCGAUGAGGACAGGCGUUACGAUCGUUCGAGCCCCGGGAAGCAGUUGGGUCUCAACGGGCUCAAGAACAUUGGAAACACAUGCUUCAUGAACUCCGUCAUCCAGUGUCUGUCCAACACCAAACUCCUCCUGGAAUACCUGAAGAAGGACUCGCACGUUGCGGACAUCAACACGACGGUCUCCAGCAUGAAGGGUGCCCUGAUUAAAGCGUUUGCUCUGGUUAUCAAAGAACUGUGGUCGGAGGAUUCUAGUGAGAGGGUCGUGAAUACCGUGAGCUUGAAGUCGCAGAUCCAGAGGUUCGCUCCGAGAUUCAUGGGGUACUCGCAGCAGGACGCUCAAGAGUUUCUCAGGUACCUACUGGAAGGUUUGCACGAGGACGUGAACCGAGUCGCUACAAAACCUUCUCCAAUCCAUACCGAGAUCGACGAAAAUCUAAGCGACAGCGACAAGGCCACUGAGUCGUGGCAGAGGUACGUGAGGCGCGAAAACUCCAAGGUAGUGGACAUCUUCGUCGGGCAGCUGAAGUCUACGUUGCGCUGCACCCACUGCGGUCACUGCUCCGUCACCUUCGACCCGUUCUGGGAUCUCUCACUUCCGAUACCACAAAAGUCCGGUCCUGUCCGUCUUUCGCAGUGCCUUGAAAGCUUCACCAGAGAGGAGACCCUCGACGGUGACGAGAAACCGACGUGUGCGAAGUGCAAAGAGCGCAGGAAGUGCACCAAGUCCUUAUCGAUUCACAAGUUCCCGAAAAUUUUAGUGAUUCAUUUGAAACGAUUUUCGCCGACGGAGCGUUUCAGGGGAAAGCUUUCCGUCGUCGUUGACUUCCCUCUCGAAGGUUUGGAUAUGAGCAAUUACGCGGCGGAGGCUCACAGCCAAUGCAGAUACAACCUUUACGCCAUCUCCAAUCACAGCGGCACAACUUACAGUGGUCACUACACGGCCUACUGCAGACAUCCCUAUUCACAAUCGUGGCACGAGUACAACGAUUCAAGGGUGUCGACAAUAAUGCCUAGGAGUAUAGUGAGUGGCGAGGCGUACGUGCUUUUCUACGAGUUGGACUCGAAACUGUCGCACCUAUGAUGAGCGUGCGACGAAGAACUAGGUUUUAUAAAAGAAAUUAAUACGAAUUUUAUUUUAACUUUAUUUAUAAUUUUUUUUUCUGUGAAUCUUUGCCAUAUUUAUUUUCUGAUCUUAAAGCAAACGAUAUGUCCCGAGAGAACUAAACUAAAAGCGAAAUGGACGAAAGAACUACUACUACUACAACUACUUUUCAUCGACCAUAUUCACUGUAGAGACAUCUUCAUUUUUAUUUAUUGUAAUUUAUUUUUUUUAUUAUUUACCGGGAAGAAACUAUAUUCUUUUGGAAAAACAAAAACAGAUAAACACGUAACAUUUGGGUGAUCCCUUCUAGUCGCACGGAUUUAUUUAUUUUAAUCAAUUUUUUUCUAUUAAGUCCUCGAUCGAAUAUACAUUUUUUUUUUCUCUCUUAUAAUUUUGAUUUCCACGUUCCAUUUAUUUCUCGUCUUCUAUUUUACUUUACAUAAUUAAUUUCGCCGCCUAUGGUUUCCGAACCACGUCCAAAAAAAAGUUAAAAAUUUAAUUAAUAAUUAAAAAAAGAUAAUGAUUAGAAACUAUUAUACACACGAUAAAUUUGUAAUAUAAUAUGCGGAUAUAUUUAUAAUAGAUAAGUACUUAUUUACUUGUGAAUGAACAAAUAUGAACUCUAUAUUAUUAUUAUAUAUUAUAUACAUUUGUUAUCUAGAUGUUGAAUACUCUUGUAUAGAUUUAUUAUUGUACAUGGAAAAUGAAAUGUUCAAAUUUUUUCGAAGAAGAUGAAAGGAAAACAAAUUGGAACUACUACACUACAUUAAGGGCAAUUACUAAGACGAAUGAGAAUCAGGAAAUAAUAAUAAUAAUAUAUUGUGUACCUUUCUACAUUGCUAUAUACAUAUAAAUAUAUAUUUAAACAAACAAACAAAAGAAGAAGAAAAAAUGAGAAAUUAACAAUUUUAGUAAUAGAAAUUCUAUCUAUUUAGAUACUUACUUUCGUCUCAUUUAGCCGAAGCACGUCGACCACAUUAUAUUACUUAACAUGUUUACUUUCGUUAAGGUUACUUACUGCAUUUCGUUUAAAAAAAACUAAAAGAAAACUAUAUAAAUAUAUUGAUUGAUUGAAAAUGUAUAUGUACAGCGGAAUUGGAGCCUAAAUGAAUCAUUUCGAUUUUAGUUGAUGAUUUAUACAUAUAUCAAUUAGUUAUUGGAUCUGCCGUAGGUUUUUACUCCUCCUUUUGCUUUGUGCAAGAAAAUUUAAAAAAAAAAAUGAAGAGAAAUAUU
Molecule: messenger RNA, 3468 nt
Organism: Nicrophorus vespilloides
Lineage: Eukaryota; Metazoa; Arthropoda; Insecta; Coleoptera; Silphidae
Product: ubiquitin carboxyl-terminal hydrolase 2-like
Exons: 9
Coding region: 403-2214 (603 amino acids)
Biological process (GO): protein deubiquitination
Cellular component (GO): cytoplasm
Molecular function (GO): cysteine-type deubiquitinase activity
Source: RefSeq, a predicted model, not a curated record